GCUGUGCCCGCCGCUGGGUGGCAAGCCCAGACGUGACUGCAAAUCCUGCCGGGAGCCGUGGGGCUGUGCGGGACGUUCCGAUGAGGCCGUGGCAGCCCCGUCCGAAGAAGUGCUGACCCCCGUUUCCCUCCCGCUGUCCGCAGCCCGCCUGUCUGAUGCCGCAUUGGGCGCGGGGGGCGCCGCUAUGGAGCGCGGGGAUGGAGGCCACGCUCUGCAUCCACACCUGCCUCUGGCUGAGCGCCGCUUGGGUGCCCUUCGCCUCCCCGCACAGCCUGGCCCCAGGCGGCGGGCAGCGCCCUGACGGCCGCCAGCACCAGCUGAGCUGGGCGGUCAGCCUGGAGGCGCCCGACGAGGAGCUGGAGCAGCGGGCGGAGGAGCUGGCGAGGGCGGCGGGGCUGCGGAACAUGGGCCGCGUCGGGGAGCUCCGCGGACAUUACCUCUUCAGCUACCAGCCCCGGGGCCAGGCGGGCGGCGAGCCCGAGGCCGUGCGGCGCUCGGUGGACACUCUGUUCGCACAGCACGACAGCGUGCGGUGGCACUCGGAGCAGAAGCUGCUGAAGCGCUCCAAACGCAGCCUGCACUUUAACGACCCCAAAUACCCCCAGCAGUGGCAUCUGAACAACCGCAAGAGCCCCGGCAAGGACAUCAACGUCACCGGCGUCUGGGAGCGGAACGUCACCGGGCGCGGCGUCACCGUGGUGGUGGUGGACGAUGGCGUGGAGCACACCAUCAAAGACAUCCAGCCCAACUACAGCCCAGAGGGCAGCUACGACUUGAACUCCAACGAUCCCGACCCCAUGCCGCACCCCGACGAGGAGAACGGCAACCACCACGGGACGCGCUGCGCCGGGGAGAUCGCGGCCGUGCCCAACAACAGCUUCUGCACCGUGGGGGUGGCCUACGGCAGCCGCAUCGCCGGCAUCCGUGUGCUGGACGGGCCCCUGACCGACAGCAUGGAGGCUGUGGCCUUCAACAAGCACUAUCAGAUCAACGACAUCUACAGCUGCAGCUGGGGUCCAGACGACGAUGGGAAGACUGUGGAUGGGCCUCACCAACUGGGAAAGGCUGCCCUGCAGCACGGGGUGAUAGCAGGGCGCAGAGGCUUCGGCAGCAUCUUCGUGGUGGCCAGCGGCAACGGGGGGCAGCACAGAGACAACUGCAACUACGACGGCUAUGCCAACUCCAUCUACACUGUCACCAUCGGCGCGGUGGAUGAGACAGGCUCGAUGCCCUUCUACGCCGAGGAGUGUGCCUCCAUGCUGGCUGUCACCUUCAGUGGUGGGGACAAGAUGAUGAGGAGCAUUGUGACGACAGACUGGGAUCUGCAGAAGGGCACGGGCUGCACGGAGGGGCACACGGGCACCUCGGCCGCCGCCCCGCUGGCAGCUGGCAUGAUCGCGCUGAUGCUGCAGGUGCGGCCCUGCCUCACCUGGCGAGACGUGCAGCACAUCAUCGUCUUCACUGCCACCAAGUACGAGGAUCGCCACGCCAAGUGGGACAGCAACCAGGCAGGCUUCAGCCACAGCCACCAGCACGGCUUCGGGCUGCUGAACGCCUGGAGGCUGGUGAACGCUGCCAAGGUCUGGGAGUCUGUCCCCUACUUGGCCUCCUACGUGAGCCCCGUGCUGAGGGAGGGACGCAGCAUCCCCCUGGUGCCACAGGAGCUGGAGGUGGCCUGGAACGUCAGUGCUGCUGACCUGCAGCUCUCUGGCAUGAGGACCCUGGAGCAUGUGGCUGUCACUGUCACCAUCACUCACCCACGCCGUGGCAACCUGGAGGUCAGGCUCUUCUGCCCCAGUGGCAUGAUGUCCCUGAUUGGCGCCACCAGGAGCAUGGACUCGGACCCCAACGGCUUUGCUGAUUGGACCUUCUCCACUGUGCGCUGCUGGGGGGAGGAAGCACAGGGCACCUACAGGCUGGUGGUCAGGGACACUGGAGAUGACAGCCUGAGGCCUGGGACCUUGAAGCAGUGGCAGCUGACCCUGUACGGCUCCUCCUGGUCCCCAGCAGAGAUGAGGGAGCGGCAGAGGCUGCUGGAGGAAGCCAUGAGCGGGAAGUACCUGAGCAGUGACUUCUCCCUGCCCUGCCCUCCGGGGCUGGAGAUCCCUGAGGAACAGCACUACACAAUCACAGCCAACACUCUCAAGACACUCCUGCUGCUGGGCUGCUUCGCCGUGUUCUGGACUUUCUACUACAUGCUGGAGGUUUGCCUGACCAGGAACAGUGUGGGGCUGGACCUGGCCUGCAGCGGCUCCACCGCCUGCAGGUGGUACCAGCAGGGAAGGAAGCACAGAGCCCUGGAGAGCAGCCUGGCGAUGGAGUCGGUGCCGCUGUACCGGGAGAAGGAGGUGGAGGACGUGGAGGUGGAGUGCGAGCACGCUGAGCCUGCCCAGGAGGCUGAAAGGGAGGAGGAGUCCUGGACCCCUACCCACCCCAAGCUGCCCGCCAGCGGCAGAGCCGGGAGCCUGCAGGAGGCAGCCCCUGCCAGGGCUGGGUACCUGGGCCGGGAGGCGACGGCCGAGGACAGGGAGCAUCAGGCCUGCUAGCUGGGGCUGGGGCCCUGCCUCCUGCUGCAUCCUUCCCGAGCGUGGCAGCAGAGACUUCCGGAGCCACCACGGACCGUGGCCACCCUGUCCUGUGGAAGGUGGUGCUGGGAGUGGCUCAGAAUGAGGAGAAAGGCUGCCGGCAGCGGGAGGGGAGCUUCCCCUUCCCUCGCUCUGGGAAACAAAGCAAGCCUUAAACCCAUCCCUGAUGGAGCUGGCACUCAGGGCUUCCCUUUGUGCGUGGAACAAGACCCCAUGGUGAUGCCUCCUGCACGCGUGGCAGCCGUGGUGGAGCCUUGCACAGAACCCCGUGGACACCACAGCUACAGCGACCUUGCAGCACAGCAGGGAAGUGUCACUUUGUCCCCUGGAAAAUAGGGCAGGGCCCCUGGCAGCUGCCUCUGCCAGCAGGGACCCCACAGCACUGUCAUUUGCCCACCCUGCUGGGCUGGGAGCUGGCCAGCACCCACCAGUUCAGAAGCAGGGAUCUAUCCUGCCCAUCUCCAAUGCUUGUUCCUUGUCCCCUGCUCUCUGACCCUGCCACCUCCUCCUCUUUCACAGGCAGGCAAGCAGCUGGGGGGGGGGGGCACAGAAAGCAUUAGGGCAUUGCCAACAUGCUGCUUGUUGGGGGCACAGGACAGGGCUGUCCCUGCUCACCUGGCAUGGCAGCACCUCUGGCAGCAGGUGUGGUGGCAGAGCAGGCACUUCUCGGGGUCAAGGUUUAUGCCCUGUGCCCAGGAGGGCAAUGCCUGCUGCGGGCUGGGAGGGGGAGGCCAAGUUGCUCUGGCAGGGGCUGCCCAGGAGCAGGCUUGGCUCGGUGGUGGCCCUUGGGGGGUUGGGGUGGUUUAUUUUUCUAAAGCUGGGGUUUGUUUUUUUAAUCAGCGAAGCCCUUUUGUGUAGCUUUCCAAAUAAAGCCUUGAAAACUC
This is a messenger RNA of Pogoniulus pusillus (Red-fronted tinkerbird), 3469 nucleotides long. It is a transcript of the gene PCSK7, whose product is annotated as proprotein convertase subtilisin/kexin type 7. The record is from RefSeq and is a predicted model, not a curated record. Gene Ontology annotation, biological process: protein processing. Gene Ontology annotation, cellular component: trans-Golgi network; Golgi membrane. Lineage: Eukaryota; Metazoa; Chordata; Aves; Piciformes; Lybiidae. Gene Ontology annotation, molecular function: serine-type endopeptidase activity. The coding region runs from base 156 to 2546 and encodes 796 amino acids. The transcript has 15 exons.